This is a messenger RNA of Athene cunicularia (burrowing owl), 1781 nucleotides long. Its product is annotated as putative coiled-coil domain-containing protein 195. The transcript is spliced from 3 exons. The record is from RefSeq and is a predicted model, not a curated record. The coding region runs from base 41 to 691 and encodes 216 amino acids. Lineage: Eukaryota; Metazoa; Chordata; Aves; Strigiformes; Strigidae.
UGGUGGCAUAGCGGGGAGCCUUGCUGCACAGCGUGGGACCAUGGAGGGAAACAUGCACCUCCUCCAGGUCAUCCGCAAGAUGCAUUCCCAAAUCAACAAGCUGGAGAGGGAAAACAGGGUCCUGAGAGGAGAGCUGCAGGUCUGCGGGCAGAGAGCUGUGCCACUGGAGAGAGAGGCAGCAAGAGGAGGUGGGAACAGCAGCAUGAGAAACCUCACCAGUGAUGGGGAAGGACCAGCUGGCUCUCCAGCAUUCCUGCACAGAAGCAUCGUGGCUGAUCCUGCUCCAGCACCAAAGGAGCAGACAGAUACCACCAUGACCGUGCGGCGCUACUCCACGGCUGCACCAGCACCCGCUCCUUCCAGCACGAGGUCUCAUCGGGCUGGCAAGAGGCCUCUGAGCAAUGGGCUCCCGGGCACUGCCCAGCCACCAGCCCCUCCGGCCGCAGCACAGAUCACCAGUGGAGAGGAGAAAGGGCUCGAAAAAAACCCAUCAAACUGUCUCUUCUACAAUCAUUCCAGCAAAACAGAGCUGUUUCGGGAGCAUGUCCAUAAGUGUAGGGGUAAAGUAAAGGCUGUUAGUUUCCUCUUACCAAUGGAUAUGUCAUCAUAUGCUGAAAAGCAAGGCUCCCUCCCAAGCCCACAAAAUCAGAGAACAAAACAGUUAACCACCAUCGCUGAAAAGGAUAUGUGAGCUGGUGAAUUUUUAAAGGCCCACUGAUUCUUGAGAUAAAUUGGCCUUAAAUGAUAGCUGUGUGUCAGGUUCCUUCCCUGCAAAACGCUUUGGCAGGAUGCCUGCACAGAGAAUCACCCAGCCUGUGUUUCGGGUCACUGCCCCGAUGUUUAGCAUGGAAAUGGAAGCCCCAACAAAGGCGGCUGGAAGCCUGUACACCGUGAUGAAGCCACAUGAUAGCAAAGGUACCUCCAUGAAGUAGCUUCUGCACAACAUGUCUCAAGGAUCUCUUACCUUAGGACUGCUGUCAACAGGGUGUUUGUCACAAAAAGCAGAAACUAUGUCACUGCUUGUGUUUGCUGAUUCCCUUGCCAGAAAGGCAUUUGAUGCAGAUGACAAAAUGAGCUAUGAAAGAGCCUGUGAAGUUUUCUCUGUAUAUAAAACUUUAAAACUUCAUGAUACCGAUACAGCAAAAUUAAGAAGGCAUUACAGAGUCAGUUAACAUUACUCUGAAUUUCUGUAAAGCUUGGCAGUGACUGUUUAUGACCAUUUGGGGUUCACCUCUAAGAGAGCUCAGGGGAGACUAAGUACUUAGCAAUAUGAAAAUGUGACUACAAACCUGAUUCUGACUUGGUGUGUUCAGCCAGCCAGAGACUAAAGACUGUACACCAAGCUAAAAUUGUAAAUAUCAGUAUUUUUCAGGAAUGGCUUCUCAGCAUGUAUCAGAUCAAAAAUCAUUAGCAGAAAUUCAGCAAACAGGUGCAAAAUAAAUGAGAGAGAACUACAGACAGCUUGUAAAAAAUGAGAAGUGCUUGUUAGUUCUAGUCUUAUGAGUAAAUACAGUGUCCCACAUGUUUAUUUUGAUUGCAAAUAUUUAUGGAACCAGAAUACUGCACAUUGCUAUUUCUUUAUGUACAGGCAGCACUGAUUGAAUAUUGUACAGAGAAUGCAUGAACAGUAGAUGUUUGUACCAAUAACUUUAUGGAAGAUUUUAAUCUCAUUGUCUAUUCUUAAACUCUUGAACAUGCAAAAUCAGAAAUCUGGUGGAAAGAAAAAAAUCCUUUCUGGAUUUUUCUGUGAUGAUGUACAAAAAUCUUUGCUCCUUUUUUCA